AUGACAGAAUUUCUUCAGCAAAAUUUUCGACCAGAGCAAGGAGAGCAGAGUAGAGCGGUGCAAGUUGGAUGCACCUAUGAGCACUUUUUAGCACAUAGAACCCUGACUUUCACGGGUGAAGAAGAUCCACUUUGGGUUGGAAAGUGGAUUAAAGAUUUGGAGAGAACAUUUGAAGUUUGUAGUUGCAUUGAGGCACAACAAGUGCUGUAUGCAAGUUACUUGCUACAAGGUGAUGCAGCUGAUUGGUGGGAGACCAAGAGGGAAAUGUUAGUGAUGGAGUUGGGGUCUUUUGCUUCUGUGUCCUGGCAGCGCUUCAAGAAUGAAUUUAAUGACCGUUUCUUUCCUAUUUCUAUGAGGGGACAAGAGGCAAGAGAAUUUAGUAGCCUGGGUGGGGCUCAGUGUUUUAAUUGUGGCCAACUGGGACACUUUGCUCGUGAGUGUCCUAACUCAGUUCAAGGAAGUCGUGGAGGUCAUCGUGGCGGUAGGACUAAUCAGAGACAAGUGGUGCAAGCUCGGAUAUAUGCUGUUACUCCUGGAGAAGUUGACGACGGGGCACCAAAGACGCACGAUGCUGGGGUGAUUACAGGUGCAUCUCAAUUGUUUUUGUCUUCUACUUUCGCAUGGAUACGCAAUCUGGUUAUGGAGCCCUUGUCAAAAUCGUUGGUAGUGACUCUCCCAAACGGUGAAGUGGUGUGGUGUUCUAAAGUUAUGUUGGGCUGUCCAUUGGAUUUUGGUGGAAGGACACUCGAUGCGGAUUUGGUUGUGUUCAAAUUGUUGGAGUUUGAUAUUAUUCUUGGAAUUGAUUGGCUGUAUCGAUAUUCUGCAAAUAUCAAUUGUAGAAGUCAAGUAAUUAGCUUUCAACUCCCGGAUGAAUUUCUUGAUGUGUUGGUGGAUGAAUUGCCUGGGUUACCUCUUGUUCGUGAGUUGGAGUUCGCUAUUGAUUUGGAACCUGGAGCAGCUCUUGUGCACAAGGCUCCUUACCGUAUGGCACCAAUUGAGUUAAAAGAGUUGAAUGUUCAGUUGCAAUAA
Molecule: messenger RNA, 1029 nt
Organism: Carya illinoinensis
Lineage: Eukaryota; Viridiplantae; Streptophyta; Magnoliopsida; Fagales; Juglandaceae
Exons: 4
Coding region: 1-1029 (342 amino acids)
Molecular function (GO): nucleic acid binding; zinc ion binding
Source: RefSeq, a predicted model, not a curated record